GGAAGAAAGGGAAGCCACACUCGCAUACAACAAAAUGGUGUCUGUAUCUCUGAAACUUUGCUUCCUUCUCCUAGUCCUUGGCCUUCCUUAUUUCAGCACAGCUACCUCAUGGAUGAGCCGUUCACACACAUCGUGCAAUGCUUCGAUAGCAGAGUGUGACGGAGAAGGCGAGUUGCUGAUGGAGUCGGAGAUAAGCCGGAGGUUUCUUGGAACCAAGAAAUACAUCUCACCUGGGGCUUUAAAGCCGGACCAGCCAAUUUGCAAUAGCGGCGGUAAAGGCGAAGCUUAUAGCAAAACAGGGGGCUGCCUUCCUCCUCCAUCUAACCCUCACAACAGAGGCUGCUCUAAGUACUAUCGUUGUCGAUCAGACUCGUGAUCACACGUGCAAGUUUGGAUUUCUAUUUGGUUUUGACAAUCCUAUAUAUUUGCAGUACACUUGAAGCUAUAUAGCUGUUGCUCUUGAAUUUUCAGUGACUGAUGUCUUUGGUUGCUUCAAUUGUCAAAUAAACUCAUGCAUAAUUUUAAGAUCAAAGCCUCAGAUGCAGCACACUCCUCACAGGGUUUUGUAUCAAUCGACUUUUUCUAUUUCGCUAACAUCCAAUUUUCUAAAGAUGAUCGCCUUAUGCUGAGAUAGGGUCAGGAAAAAUUUUCAUCUUUACUUUCUGAAGAUAUAUAUGUGGUUGAUGUGGCAUUUACAAUUGAGUCCUUAUAAGAGGAACUCCUCCUUAGUUUUAAGGACUUGGG
Molecule: messenger RNA, 744 nt
Organism: Prunus mume (Japanese apricot)
Lineage: Eukaryota; Viridiplantae; Streptophyta; Magnoliopsida; Rosales; Rosaceae
Product: protein RALF-like 32
Biological process (GO): calcium-mediated signaling
Cellular component (GO): plasmodesma
Source: RefSeq, a predicted model, not a curated record